Molecule: messenger RNA, 2439 nt
Organism: Paramecium pentaurelia
Lineage: Eukaryota; Ciliophora; Oligohymenophorea; Peniculida; Parameciidae
Source: the annotation of a GenBank genome assembly
AAUGAGAUUCAAAAUUAAGGUUAAUGAGAAUACAAAGCAUGCUGAUAUUUGCACUUCAGUAAAAUGGGGGUUGAACAAUGAAGCAUAUAGGUAUAAUGUCAAUUUUGAUUAUUUUAGUUUGAGUGAUGAUUAUACAAUUUUGAAAUGGGAUCCUAAUUCAUUAGAGGUAAAUUAAAUUGUAAUUAAAAGUCAUCGAAAUUUGUAGAUUUAGAAGGAUAUGGCACAGACUUCGAUUUCUUAUAGGGAUAGAGAGGAUCAACAGAUCUAGUAGCUAUAGCAUUUAGUGAUGGGUCAUUCAUAUUGUAAUAAAAGACAGGAAAAGUUGAAAAGAAAGAGAAGGAAGCACAUAAAGGAGCUGUAAUUAAUAAAUUAUGAAAUAAAUAGAUUAUAAGUAUUAAAUGGAGUGUAGAUGGAUCAUUAGCAACUUGUGGUGAGGAUGGUGCUUUAAAAAUUUGGAGUAAAACAGGAAUAAUUAGAUCAAAUUUAGUAUAGAUAGAUAAACCAAUAUAUUGUAUAGUUUGGAGUCCAGACAAUGAUGGUAUAUUGUAUUGUUCUGAUAAAAUGAUCUAUAUUAAACCAUUAUAAGCUGGUUAAAAAUAAGUUUAAUGGAAGGCACAUGAUGGUUUAGUUUUAAAGGUGGAUUGGAAUCAUACAAAUAAUUUGAUAUUAUCUUGUGGAGAAGAUUGUAAAUACAAAGUAUUUGAUACUUAUGGCAGAUUAUUAUUUGCAUCUGCUCCAUAUGAUUAUGUAAUAACAUCAGUUGCAUGGAGUCCAAAUGGUGAUUAUUUUGCUGUAGGUGCAUAUGAUAUGUUGAGAUUAUGUGAUAAAACAGGUUGGACUUAUUCUUUUCAUAAAACUAAUUAAGGCAGUAUUUUAAAUAUUGCAUGGACUAGUGAUGGAACAAUUUGUGCAGGAGCAGCUGGAAAUGGUAGUGUUAUAUUUGGUCAUGUUGUAGAAAGAUGUAUUACUUAUGAUAAAUGGGAGAUUACUUUAACAGAAGAUAAUAAGUAUAUAAAUAAAAAUAAAAAUUUUAGAAUAUAAAUAAUAGAUUUAAUAGAUGAAAUGAAUAGUGAAUUUGAUUUUAAAGAAAGAGUAAUUAAUAUGUCAAUGAAAUAUAACAAUCUUAUUAUUACAACUAGUUCACAUUGUUAUAUAUAUUCAUUUAGAAAUUGGAAUACUCCAUAUAUAUUUGAUAUAAGAGAUUCAGUAAGUUAAAUAUGUUAAUGUGCUAAUUACUUUUGUUUAGUUGAAGUAAGUUCAGGAAUUAUGGUAUAUAAUUAUGAAGGAAGAUUAAUUAGUAAUCCUAAAAUAUAAGGAACUAAAUGUAAUAAUAUAAUAAUAUAUUUAUAGUUGAACAUUUAUCUCAUAAAAAGAUAGCUAUAUCUAAUGAUUUAUUAGCAUUAGUUGAUGGAGGUAAUAAUAAAGUAGUCAAAUUUUAUGAAAUGAAUUCAGGAAAAGCAUUAAAUUUUACAGUUGAACAUUCCUUAGAAAUUCUUGAAAUUAAUUUAAAUUAAACAGAAAUGAUUGGAGAAAGAAAAUUAGCUUUUGUUGAUUAAAAUAGAGAUUUACAUAUUACUCCUGUUCAUAAAAAAGAUAUAGUUAAAUUAGCAGCUAUGACAGAUUCAUUUUUAUGGAAUGAAAAAUUUGAUAUGUUAUGUGCAAUUUCUGAUUAAAGAUUUGUUGUCUGGUAUUAUCCAACAUCAGUCUAUGUAGAUAGAGAUUUAUUAGAAUAAGUUAAAGUAAGUAAAGAAUGUACUGAUCUAACCAGAAAUUCAUAAAUUUUAUCAUUUUAAGAUACUAUGGUUUAAAUUCGUAGAAAAGAUGGUGCAAUUAUGACAUAAAGUGUUUCACCAUAUCCUGCAUUACUUUUUGAAGCUUGUGAAAGAGGAAAAUGGGAAAAAGCUAUUAAAUUAUGUAGAUAUGUCAAAGAACAUACAUUAUGGGCUGCUCUUGCUGGACUUUCACUUUAAUUUAAAGAAUUAAAUACAGCUGAAAUUGCUUUAGCUGCAAUUGAAGCUGCAGAUAAGGUUCUAUUUAUUUAAAAGAUAAUUAAUGUUGAAUCAGAAAAAGCUAAAAGUGCACUAUUAGCUUUAUUUUUUAAAAGACCUUAAGAAGCUGAAAAUAUCUAUACAUAAGCUAAAUUAUAUUAUAGAGCAAUAAAAAUGAAUAUCAAAUUAUAUAAGUAUUAUUUUUAUAACCUAAUUAUUAUAGAUGGGAAAGGGCUCUUGAUUUAGCACUUUAAUAUAAUGUUCAUUAAGAUACUUUAUUAGCAUAUAGAUAAAAAUAUCUUGAAUUAACAGGUUAAUAAGAAACUAUACCUAGAUUUGAAAAGCUUGCAUAUGAUGUAUUUAUAUUGAUUAAUUUUAGAUCAAAAAGUAUGAUUGGGUUGAAAUUAAAAAUAAAAUUAAAUAAGAAAAGGCAAGAGAACAAUAAUCAUGA